AUGGGAAGUUUGAGCGAAUGCGGUAGCGCCCUGCGCAACGGGCGUUAUGCCUCUAUCAUUCUCUCAAAGGAUCCCCGUGCCGACUCACAACCCGCUCCGAACUCUACCUCCGGCUCCGUAUCGGACCCAGCUCCGGUGGCCGGGGCUCUGAUACAAGCUCUCAUGACUCGGUUGAUAUCCGGACCUGAUGCAAAGACUCAACCUGCUACAGACACAGAUAUUCCCCAAGCUCUGGCCGUUGGUCUUGCUGCCUUGAAUGCCUUCCUUCAAGUCAACGUCACUGGUCCUGUUCUUCCGGAGUCAGCGGCUCUAAGCACGCUUUUUACCAAGGCAUGGGCUAGCCAACAGUCGGAUGAUGCGAAAAAGAGCCACGCUCAUCUCCAUAAGGCCUGUCUCAGCUAUCUUGAGGUUGACGGCGUCUCACCAUAUGCCUACAUCCCUCACCUGGAACUCUUCGCCUUAGCAAAACACAUCAUCACGCAGGAGCUGAGCCAAGUCGCCAAUGAUGUACUGGAGAUACAUUCUGAGGCAAAGCCGAUCAAGAGUAGUGUUGCUUGGAUAUCGCUUCGAGUUAACAUCUGGCACUACAAGCUCCUGACCCAGCCCAGUCUUGGACAUGGGUCUAACUUUGCUCGAAGCUCCCAGUGGAGUGACGUGCCCACGUUGGCUUCCCAGAUUUUGGACGGAAUAGACAACGUGAGGUCCAAGAUCCUCGGAGAGGAGGUCUGGGCAUCAGGUGAUGACGGCUGGAGCCGUGAUGAUAAAGUGCAGUUCCUCGUUGAAGCGGCCAACAACUACAUCCUGCUCGGUCGCGACGACAAGGCCAAGGAAGCUAUCAAGGAGGCCUCGCAAACAAGCGGCCUAGAGUAUGCGCUCUCAGGUGCCCUUGGAAAGCGAACCAAGUUCCAAGAGAACAGCAUCAGCCAGCUUGUGGUUUUAGCCAAGAGCGGUUCUGAGCAGCGAGUGGACGAUGCUGAAGAGGAAGCAAAGCCAGAUGCUCUUCAACUGAACGACGAUACUCUACACGAGGAAAUUCAGUUUACCAAGGAAACCAACGAAAAUGACAAGAAAGCCUCCCUUCCCGCCGCCCUGGCUGAUCUCUCACCCGACGACCAGCCUCAACUCUCCCCUCUCGACCAGAUCAUUCUCCUUACUGAGGCCACCUUGAAGGACGCUUUCUCGCCCAUUGAUACCCUCACUUCAGCAGAGGUGCUACCCUACGCAGUCAGAGUCAUCGGAGACAAGUCUACGAACUGGCAGAUAUACACCCAGGCAUUGCUCGUUCGAUCCAGAAUCGAGGUCCACCGCAGCCGAACCGUUGAGAGAGGUGUUCUUCAGCUUCAGGCUGUGGCAGACCAAGUACUCACUGAUACCACGGCGGAAGCCCAACAAAAAGCCGAGGAAAAAGAGCAAAGCUCGGAAACGGACGCUCCUGCUAUCCAAAUAACCAGCCCUGACGAGGUUUCUGCGCCUGUUCAGCCCAAGCCAACAUCAUUCCUGCCAGCGCCUAAGGCCUCCGAGUCUGCCCCAGCUCAUGUGCGUCUUGAGUACAUUCAUGCUAUCUGUUCGCCUCCACGAUGGCAUCUCGAGUCUGAACUGGCCUACGCCUGGGCUGGCAUCGGCUCUCUUGCUUCUGCUCUCGAGAUCUUCAAGCGUCUCCGAUUGUGGGCUGAGGUUGCACUCUGCCUUGCCAGCGCCGCUGCGUCAGAGGAUGAGGAUGGCCGUGGCAGUGGUGGUGAGGCCAAGGCCAAGGGAAUUCUUCGAUGGAGGCUGUUCCACCGUACUGGUGACCAAGCAUCAACUUCCGACCCUGAUGAUGAGGAUAUCGGUGAAGAUGUUACACUUCUCAAGGCUGCCGACUUCUCUGGCCCUGAGCGCGACCCUCCUCCACCCAACGCUCCACGACUCUUCUGCAUCCUAGGCGACAUCGAAAACGAACCGUCCUAUUAUGAGCGUGCGUGGGAAAUCUCCAAGCACCGAUAUGCCAGAGCUCAAAAGUCGCUCGGCGAGUACUACCUGCAGAAGAAGGAAUGGGAGAAGGCCCGUGAGGCCUACAAGAAGGCCACAGCUGUCAAUCGUUUGAGUCCUGAGAUGUGGAGCCGUCUUGGAGAUAUCAGCUUGCGACUUGCGCAGUUCAGCGAUGCCGCCGCGGCAUUCAAUCGUUCUAUUGGAUCUGCAAGCGACACAGCUGGAGGUGAAGAUGCCCGAACCUGGAGUAAUCUGGGAAGUGCUCUCUGGAGUCUUUACUGUGAGGUUGUCGCUGAGGCCAAGAAUAACCCUGCUCCCAUAUCAGAAGCCCGUGUGCCUGUCUCUGCAGAGGAUGAAGAGGACGAUGUUGCUCUCGCCGCUGCGCCUAAGCCUUCAGAUCGCGAUCCAGCUACUCUUCUGGCCCAGUCACUGGCUGCCUACAAGAGAGGUGCUUCCAUUGCACACGAUAACUGGCGAAUCUGGGACAAUGUACUCACACUGGCUUCACGUGUACAGCCACCUGCUAUUCCCGAUAUGAUCCUCGCUUUGAAGCACAUUAUCCAAAUCCGCAAGUCAGAAGAUGCUCUCGAUGCGGAUGUUCUCGGGGCGUUGCUUCAAGACGCCGUGCUCUCUGUGGAAAAGCCCUCAGAUUCGGGUGUCUAUGAGCCUCCCCGUGGCACGCCAGAACGAUUGGUGAUGCGACUUUUUGAAGAGGAAGUCGUUCCCCUCAUCACACAGCGCUCUGAACUUUGGACCCUGGUUUCACGUCUGCGGGCUUGGAGAAGGGACUACGCAGGUGCUAUUGAUGCAGCAGAGCGAGCUUGGCGAGCAGCCGUAGGAUCCUCAGGUAGUGGUCUUCUGCCCGGAGCAGCAGCCACAACAGCAGAUGAAGCGCGAGACUGGACUGUUGAUGAGGGUGCAUGGACUAUAGUUGUGCAGAGAACUGACGAGUUGGUGUCUGUGUUUGAGAACUGGGGCCCCUCAGUUGAGUCCAUCGGCAGUAAAUGGAAGGGCAAGGCAAGAAGCGCUGUAAGGAGUGUAAUGGGCCGGGGAAAGGAGAGAUGGGAGGGAAGUGAGGGUUGGAAGACCUUGCAGACUUUGAUGGAAGGACUAAGAAUCUCCUCCUGA
This is a messenger RNA of Fusarium tjaetaba, 3096 nucleotides long. Its product is annotated as TPR repeat-containing protein. The coding region runs from base 1 to 3096 and encodes 1031 amino acids. The transcript has a single exon. The record is from RefSeq and is a predicted model, not a curated record. NCBI's taxonomy places the organism in Eukaryota, Fungi, Ascomycota, Sordariomycetes, Hypocreales, Nectriaceae. Gene Ontology annotation, molecular function: protein binding.